AUGUCUUCGUCACGGAUUGUUGCCUUCGCAGGCACAGAGUGGCACCUGACCUACGAGGAUAUCCGAGAGGUGCUAAGGCCCUUCCUCGUGAAUUUUCGAGCUCAAGAGCAGUGUCGUGGCCUUGUGGGUGUGCAGUGUCAGAUUGUGGACCUCGGAUGUGGCACAAGCACGUUAGGUGCUGCUGGGGUCGUCCGACACUCGCACGACGGGUCGCCUUCGGUCCGUGCUGCGGCCUCCGAGAGAGAGGCGCGGCCGGCUCGGCGAUGUCUGCCGCUUGCUUGGACUGGAGCUGCAGAGCUUUCAGAGGAGGAGGAAGCGGAAGAUCCGGUCCCCAUGAGGUCGAAGAAGCCCAUGUCAGAGGCCUGGGAGGCUCGUCCCUUCUCGCGGGAUUCGACAGCUUCAACGCUGAGCGCAGGAAGAUACCGCGACGAGUUUGGUGCGUGGCGACCGCAGACUUGCUCUUCACAGCCAAGUCUUCCGUCCACAGCCUCUGCAUCAAGCUCGAGCGCAAGGCCUUCCAGGAGCACUUAUUCUCGAAGCGAUUCGUUUCGGAGCUCGGCAACUGGCUCCUCGCACAAGCGUCAUGAGGCGUCAAAGUCCUCGUGCCGCGACAAGCAUGUGCAGCCGGGAGCCGGCACCCGCGAAUUAGCUCUAAACGACGUGAAGCUCGAAGAUGCGCGUCAGCGAGCUUCGAAAUCUCUGGAAGCGCUGCAGGCAAAACUUCGGGCAUCCCGGAUGCCGGAGAUGUCCAAGUCACAGGCUCCAGCUCCAAUUGAUGAGGACCAACCUGGGCAAGUACAGGAAGCGUUUGAGUCAGCGAUUCAGAUUCGUCCGGCAUGGUCCGAACGACAGCGAGGUGCCUAUGGAGAAAGAGACGAGGGAACGGCGUCAACGGCCCUGCGGAGCUGGAUAUGGACGCGCGCCUGCACCACAGGCUCCCUCACGCAAGCUGGCCGAAGCUUCUCAGGCGUCUUUCUCAGCCUCCCGCCCUUGCUUUCUGGGGGACCAGAGGCAGGUGUUGAGUUGGGCCUGAGAAUGAAAGAGGCCCGCGUGGAGCUUUAUCGGUCUGCAGCUUCUUGUCGACUUCCCGGAGGCUGGGUGGGCCUUCUCCUGAAAGUGCGAAUCACGGAGAAGCCACCCAGCCAAGAUGUGUCGGAGUCGCUUGUGGAGAGCUUGAAGGUGCGGAUUGGAGUGGGGCCUCUGGGACCUGAAGUUCUGGAUAUCCUGCUGUCUGUCAUCGGGCACAGCACGCUGCGAAUUCACACGUCCGGAGCUUACCGAGGUGAGCUGCAUGGCGGGCGACUGUCGGAGCGAACAGGCAUGCAGAAGCCCUUCUUGACCAACGUCGUCAUGCACACUCCAACCAGCCAGGCUCUGGCAGCACUUCGUGGCAUCGCCACACUCGUCAUUGACAAGGUGCAGAUGCUCAAGGCGGCUGCAUCUCUUCUGCGAACAGAUGGGACUGAAUAUUCGGAGCCCUGGCAAGCCACUGUGGAUGGAAGGGGCGCAAGUGUCAGGGUUCGCGGUGAGGUCCGCCUGGUCUCCCUUCUCGGUGCGUUCAGCUCCCGGAUAGUCAGGUUGGAGGAUUCUGUAGCCAACGCUGAGGACCUUGAGCUCAGAGCUGAGGUGGGCGUGCUUCAUGUGGGAAGAGAGCUUGAACCUGCGGAUGUGCUGCAGCCGAAGAAAGCUUAUUUGCUGCAAGGUGAGCCGAUGGUGCUUUUCAACAAUCCGGCCUUGUCACAAGCGAUCAUGGUGGAGCAAGAGGUGGAGAAGAACAGAAGUGGAGAAGACUGCACGGGCUGCAUCGUUUGGCCCUCUGCCCAUUCCAUGUGCGCUCACUUAUGUGCGCAUCCAGAGCUGGUGAGGGGCAAGCGUGUUGUGGAGCUAGGGGCUGGUACUGGUCUUGUUGGCUUGGUCUGUUCUGCGCUUGGUGCAGCAGAAGUGGUACUCACCGAUCUGUCGCAGGGACUUCCCCUCUUGCAACGGAAUGUGCAGCUCAACGUGGGUGCACUAGGUGGAGCAGCUACCAGAGUCGCUGAACUAAGAUGGGGCCAGCAGGCUUCAAUUCAGGUUGCGCCAGAAGGCUGUGACGUCGUGAUUGGCUGUGAAGUCAUCUACCAGCAUGAUGACGAAACCGCUUCUGCCCUGGUGGCGACCAUGCGCCAUCUGGCUGGCAAGGAUGGCAGCUGCCUGAUGGCCUAUGAGUUUCGAGAUGGGUUGGUGCAGGAUGCAGUGUUUUUUGACGCAGUGAACGAGGUGUUCGAGGUGUCAGCGCAGUCGUUGGCACCCUAUGGCUUCGGCCUCUCAGUCGAGGACAGCGAUGACAGGCUGCUCUACACCUAUUGGGCGAAGGUUUCCUGA
Messenger RNA from Symbiodinium pilosum, 2361 nucleotides. NCBI's taxonomy places the organism in Eukaryota, Dinophyceae, Suessiales, Symbiodiniaceae. The record is from the annotation of a GenBank genome assembly.